CCCGCGCGUGAGGCCAGCAGCGUAAUGCCGUCCUCCCUCCCCCCUCUGGAAGCCGCUCUUCGCUGUCCGGAGAGUUUCUUGCAGCCCAGCCGAAGAAAAGUUUCCAUGCUCGCCAGUUGUUCUUUUUAGGCUCGCAAGCUGGUGGUACCAAGCUCGACUACUCCAUUUCGUGUUGUUUUUCUGAUCUCUUUCACUUGCGGAAUUUGAUCUUUAAACUUUUACUCGCAUUAAAAUCAUCGUUCAUGACUUGAUGAGUUCGUGGGUAAUUCUAGCAUGCUGUGAUUAUCUAGUAACCUAACUCGAGCGAUUUCAAUGUGGCUGGCUUAAUGCAGGAGGCAAGUUGCCAAGUGUUCAUCAUAAGAGAAAGUUAGUAUCAGUAUCACCGGCAUGGAAAUAGAAAUGGAAAUCGAGCCAUUCGAUGUAAGUGGAAACAUCAACACAACAAUGGCCAAUUUGAAUUCGUCGUCGCGGUCAUUCGACGUGGACACGGAAACGUUCCAGGACUACGAGCUGGGAGAGUCCCACGAUUACGUCAUCGCCAGUAACUUCUCCGCUCACUUGAGUUCCCUGGAGGAGGAGGAGGAGGAGGAGGACCCAUCCUUGUGGGUCCACAACACUACUUACUUCCCUACUGAAACUGGAGGGUACUCAGUGGGGGAGAACAUCUCCACUAUGGCGCUCUCGAUUUCUUCCUACGAGAGGUUCAUGGACGAAUCGCGCCACUGGGUCCAGAGGGUGCUGGUGCCGUUGGUCAUGUGUGUGGGCGUCUUCGGGAACUCCGUCUCCAUGGUGGUGCUGACCCGUAGGAAGAUGAGGUCCUCCACCAACAAUUACCUGACGGCUUUAGCCAUUUCCGACCUCCUUUACCUGGUGUUUGUGUUCUCGCUCUCUCUCCAACAUCACCCGGACAUUAAGCAGCCGAGGCACUGGUUCUACUGGCAAUACUUCCGCUAUGGACUCUGGUUCACUGAUGCAUCCAGUAGCACAUCCAUCUGGUUGACGGUGACUUUUACCAUCGAGAGGUAUAUAGCCAUCUCUCAUCCUAUCAAGGGCAAGGUCCUGUGUACGGUCUCCCGAGCUAAGAAAGUGGUGUUGGUCGUGUACCUACUGUGCUGGCUCCUGACGGCGACGACGCCCCAUGAGUGGGUAGUUAUCACCCGCACCUCCAAGAUCGGGGAGCCAUACCUCACUCUCGACUACAGCAUCCUUGGCCAAGACUCCACCUACAGACACACCUACUACUGGUUCACAGCUGUGACGUUUAUCCUGCUUCCGCUGUGCCUGCUGGUCGUUUUCAACUGCUUCCUGAUGCAAGCAGUGAGAAGGAGCAAACUUCAGCGCCGGAAGAUGACGAUGGUCUCCGAGAGAGACCAUUACAGCCACCAGCAAGAACACAAGAUCACUGUGAUGCUCAUCGCCGUGGUCAUCUUGGCCCUUGUUUGCCAGAUGCCCACGGCUGUCCUCCUUCUCUACAGCACAGUGUACGAACCUCCUCCAAAGACGAAAGCUUUUGCCAUCAUGAGAGGACUGGGAAACAUUUUCAACCUUCUGAACGCCAUAAAUGCUGCGGCAAAUUUCAUUCUGUACUCAGCCUUGUCGGACAAGUACCGCCGAACGUUCCUGAUAACGUUCGUGCCCUGCGCUUACCACCAGCAGCCUCAGUCACACUCAUUCGUGACCUCGACCGACGGAAGACGAAACACAGCAGACAAUGCCUCCAUCCGGACCUUGAGCCGGCGGGUGUCCAAAAAUUCCACGCCCUCGCCCAUGCCGCUCAAAGACUCUCCGAGGAUGAUAAAGUCCGGGUCAUUUAAGGAGAACGGCGUCGGAGGAGCGCUGGACGCCAAGGUCAAGCUCCAGUACGGCUUCGGCCGCGCCAAGAGGAGCAUGAACCUCAGUCCCCUGGACGCCUACGUACAAAUCAACAACUCCGACCUGAGCAGCCGCAGCCCAAGUUACGACAGCAGCAGCAACAAGAUCAGGUCGAACUACAAUUCCAGCAUGCGAUGUCGCCGUGACCUGCAGUGCUUCGACUCGUAUAACUACGGGAGUACCGACUAUGAGAACGAGGCCAAUAAUCACUGCAAGACCAGCAAAGACGGCGUCAGACGCCUUGGGCCAAAAUCCGAAGCGGACAAGAUGAUAGACAUCAUCACGGUGGAGACUGUCACUCCCAGCUCCUUCAGCAGCCUGGAGGACAGCGACCCCAUCCACUUCAAGUUCAUAGACGACGAGAGCCUGGACAUCUGCCGCUCGCCGUCCUCCAUCCGCAGACCCAAGUUCACCUUCGGGGAAGACGGCGCCUCUCACUUCUUGGGGUCGUGCGAGAGUCCCGGGUCGUCUCUCCCGGCGCUGUCGCCUGGCUCGACCGUCAAGUCGUCAGACUCGUCCAAAGAGACGACCAUACUGUCACCUGACUAAUGUCAGUGGUUAGCGUGAAAAAAAAAAAAGACAAAA
Molecule: messenger RNA, 2457 nt
Organism: Macrobrachium nipponense
Lineage: Eukaryota; Metazoa; Arthropoda; Malacostraca; Decapoda; Palaemonidae
Product: probable G-protein coupled receptor B0563.6
Exons: 9
Coding region: 388-2421 (677 amino acids)
Biological process (GO): G protein-coupled receptor signaling pathway
Cellular component (GO): membrane
Molecular function (GO): G protein-coupled receptor activity
Source: RefSeq, a predicted model, not a curated record